AUGGCCAGAGCAGGACAUGAGAUAGCUUCUGGCACUCUGACCGACGCACUGCCCAUUGGAGGCUUGGAUGCUGAUUACAAUGAUACCGUGAAAGAGAUCGAUGGCCUUAGAAAGAAAGUUCUACAAGAGACAAAAAGUCAGGAACUUUAUGAUUCUUUAGUUGGCUUCAGGGCUCCCAGUAUGAGAACAACCCAAGAUGUACAAUUUCAAGUUUUGAAAGAUAAUCAAUUUCUGUACGACUCGUCCAUUUCUAAUAUCGAAAUAUACUCCGCCAGAAGUCCAGUUUGGCCGUACACUAUGGAUUUUGGUGUCGUACAAUGCCCGAACCCACCAUGCCCUUCCAGAAAUUACUCUGGUCUAUGGGAGAUGCCUGUAAACAGUUGGCUAGGAGAGGACGGACAAAGCUGUAGUUACGUCGACAGUUGCAGUGUCGGAGUCAACGGCUUCACGGCGGAGGAGAGUGACUGGUACGAUUUAUUCAAGAACAAUUUCGAAGAACACUUUUAUCCCGCCAAAGCCCCAAUGCACAUCUCCAUGCGGACCUCAACGCCCACAGAAAAUCAGCAGCUGGAACAAGCGAUGGUUAGAUGGCUCGAAGAUACACUGUCUAGCUACAACAACGUCUGGCUUGUGACUCAUAAAAUGGUCAUUGACUGGAUGCGGGAUCCGCUCACCAACUCUCAAAUGUUGGCUCAAAAAUGGGGAUGCUGA
Candidula unifasciata is the source of this 711-nucleotide messenger RNA. The record is from the annotation of a GenBank genome assembly. Lineage: Eukaryota; Metazoa; Mollusca; Gastropoda; Stylommatophora; Geomitridae.